AUUCUCCUCUCUUAAUCUCUUCUUCACCCAUUCUCCGCUCAAGCUCAAGGAUUCUCUAUCCGGGUACUCUCUCUUCUUCUCCUCCUCCUUUUGCUUUCUCCUCUGUAGACCGUUGUUGUUUCUCCUCCUCCUUCUCUUGUCGGCCGGUUCAACUAUUACAACAGGUGCAUAACGGCCUUUACACACCAUUCUGAUUCUGUUCUGGCGUGAGAGACGACGCAGAGCUUGCUGGAAGAUUGGUGGUGUGUUGGGUUUUUUGAGCUUCUCCACGAUUUAGAUAUAUUGGUACUAGUUGAUUUGAUGGAUUCUGAUUUGGACCCUUUUGACGGUAUAUUUUCGGAACCAGAUUUUGCCCAUGCGGCCAGGGCUGGUGGGAAGUUUCAACCAAGGGCCAAGCCACGAGCAAGGAAGGUGACAUCCACAUCACUUCCUUCUGUGCCCCCAAGCAUUGCCAAGGAAAGUUCUGUUUCAUCGUUCCCAACUACAUUGGACACAAUAAAACCUGCUGUGUCUGUUGAUCCUGUGGAUGAUAGAUUGACAAACCUAGUUGGUUCUUCUUUGGUUUCAUCGUCAAGGUCACUUGGGAGCAAAGAACACUUGGAAAACCAUGACAAUAACCUGACAUGUCAACCAGUGAACUCUUCAACCGAAACUGUUGAAAGAAGAGAGGAUCUAGCUUCUCCAGAUUGUCUGCCUUCAGAGGUUGUAGUGACUAAUGGCAACAAGAAUGGAGAUUCUAACUUCAUAACCGAGGCAGGUUCUUCUGGGCUUGAUUUGGACACUUUUGCUGGCAUUGUUCCUGAUACUACUCUAAGUGCAGAGGAAAACCCUCAAAUUACAAGGGAAACUAUUGCCUCAAUAACUUUGAAGCUUCCUGAUGCUUCAAAUUUUCAGUCCAUUGCAGUAUUCAACCCCUCAUCAAGAGAACAUGUGCCCAAAGAGGAUAUGAGCUCCAAUGAUGCUCAGCUUGCAGAGGUCAAUUCAAUAGGGCUUGAUUUGGACCCAUUUGAUGAUAUUGUUCUCCCACCUGCUAUAAGCAAUGUGAGGGCUGGUGGCAAAUUUCAACCUAGGGGAAAGACCCGGCUGAGGAAGGGAACAUCUGAGGCUGUUGCUUUUGCUGUUUCUGGUGCUACAGUGGAAGGGCCGGCUAGAGUAGUGUCCACUGUCUCAAAUAACCUGCAGUCUUCUAAAUUUAUUAAUGUUGGAGAUGGUAGAUUGAUGGAUUCAGUUUAUUCAUCUUUAACUACCCUGGAGAGCAUGGAAAACAAAGAGGUCUCGAGAACUGAUCACUGCACAAAUUCUGGAGUUGUAUUAUCCAAUGUUGACAGAAGUUCAGGUUUAGCAAAUUAUUCCCAUUUAGUUGCCUCUGAUGAUGCUCUGCAUUUAGGUGUUGUUGACAGAGAUUCACAUUCUGGGUUGGGAAAAUCAAUGGGAGAGAAUGCAGACAUAUUUUCAGAGUUGGAAUAUAUUCAUGAUUUUGUUACCCAUUCCCCAAGCAGGACAGAAAUUCCACUUGCUACUUCAAAUGAGGAGGAAACAGAGGGACAUUCUAGAUUUCUGGCUCAAAAUUCUGUUAAUUCUUCAGCACUCGGUGCAUGCAGUCAGGCAAUCCUAAAUGCAGUAACUUGUAAUGGAACUGCUCUUCAGACUGAUAAUGGAAAGCCGAAGUCAGAGUUUCAGGAACAAGGAUCGUUCGCUAACUUGAAAAGUUUUGACAAUUUGUCUGAGUCUGCCGUUGCAUUGGAACAUUGUACCAGAGAAAUCCAGCCAAAACCCAUGGUACAAAAUGGCAAAGAUAAACCUAGUACUAGCAUCCUUCCAGAUGCAGUGGAGUCUAUUGUGCCUCCACCAAAUGCUCAGUUUGAUCCUUCUGAAAAUGUGUACAUUGAUGAGGGCUCACUUCCUAACUUUCCAUCAGAGGAUGUUCUUGAUUAUUCAUCCAUGAGCUUUAGCAAUUUUAUUUCCCCGGAUCCUACUACAUCCGAGUUUCCAAUGAAUGAAGAAAGAAUAAUUGCAGAAGCUUCUUGCUCCGGUGACCAAAAUAUCUUGCACCAAGAAGAUAUUCCUGGAGUGCCUGCAAGGGAGAGUUCCAAGAAUGGAAAAAUAAAGUCUUCUUCAGUAUCAAAGCUUUCUCAGAAUUCGAAACAAUCUUCCUUAGUUGGUGAGAUGAAUGAAAGUGGCAAAUCAGGAAGGCAGUUGAGAAAAAGGAUUGCUGCUUCGCAACUUGAUGCGCCGGAGGAUGAAGCCCUUGAUAGUGAUGGCUUCCCUUCUGAACCUCCUAGUAAUUCUAUAGCGGAUGAAGGAGAUAAUGAUUAUGAUUAUAGAGUGGAUGAAGAUAAUGAUAAUGAAGAUAGAGUGGAAAAUACAUCUAUCAAUAAAAGAGCUUCAAAAAAGUCAAAGAAAACUGCAGCUGAACAGGAAAAAAAACCUGUUAGAAGACGUAAGAGGGACAAUGGUCCACCAGAACAGUCAAAUCAACAGCCACGCAAGAAGUUUUCUCAUUCCACUCUUCGUAAAAACAGAUUAAAAGGUUUACUUAGCAUACCAGAAGAUGAAAUUGAUUUUCAGAAGAUGCCUUUCAAAGAUAUUAUUUUGCUUGCAGGGCACAAGGAGAGUUUAGCUACUAAAGAGGCAAAAGCUUCAAAGAAUGCCUCAACCAAUAAAAGCACUACCAAUUCUUUCCAUGGGAAGGAUUCUCAUAAUGAAGAGGAUAUUGGUAUUUCAGAGCAAUACGGAGGCUGCGUUGAUGAUCAAUCAAACUUCUUAUUCAAUUACCAUUCCUUCAUGGAUAAAACACCAACUGCAAGAUGGUCAAAACAAGACACAGAGUUGUUCUAUGAGGGAAUUCGGCAAUUUGGGACUGAUCUAUCAAUGAUACAACAACUUUUCCCUGGACGAACACGUCAUCAAAUAAAGUUGAAAUUUAAGAAGGAGGAGCGUCAACAUCCAUUAAGGCUUUCUGAAGCUCUGAAUAGUCGUGCUAAAGAUCAUUCGUAUUAUGAAAAAGUGAUUGAGCAGCUGCAACAAGUUGCUGCUCAGGCGGAGCAAGAGUCUAACAGAGGUAACUCAGUCAGUUUGACAGAUGAGGAGGCAGAGUUGAAUCCUGAAACUAAUGGAAAUUGCCAUUGGGGAGAUAAGAGAUUCCAGGGUUCAUAUGCUACAUUUGAAUUUUCUUUUUUUCACUAAAAAAAAGGGGAAAAAAAAAAUCACAUUUACCUAUCCAUUUGCAUUGUUACUGGCAGGAAGAAGUGGCAAAAUCUGAUGAGCAAGAUGAGGAUGGAACAGUUGAAGAUCAGGAUGGAGAUCCUCUGAAGUAUGAUGAAGAUGAUGAUGACUUCGAUCUAUGGAGCUCAUAUAAAAGUGAAUUUUGAUUAUCAGAUUUAAGAGACGUAUUUUUGUGUAUAUUGCUUUUUUUUUUUUUUUUCCCCUCUAAUGUUAAAAAUAUUCAUUUUCUUUUUACUGAUAA
Molecule: messenger RNA, 3466 nt
Organism: Hevea brasiliensis (rubber tree)
Lineage: Eukaryota; Viridiplantae; Streptophyta; Magnoliopsida; Malpighiales; Euphorbiaceae
Exons: 18
Coding region: 301-3186 (961 amino acids)
Biological process (GO): RNA polymerase III preinitiation complex assembly
Cellular component (GO): transcription factor TFIIIB complex
Molecular function (GO): TFIIIC-class transcription factor complex binding
Source: RefSeq, a predicted model, not a curated record